Messenger RNA from Drosophila ananassae, 1483 nucleotides. RefSeq names its product aspartate aminotransferase, cytoplasmic isozyme 1. NCBI's taxonomy places the organism in Eukaryota, Metazoa, Arthropoda, Insecta, Diptera, Drosophilidae. Gene Ontology annotation, biological process: amino acid metabolic process; biosynthetic process. The transcript has 3 exons. Bases 94 to 1458 code for a protein of 454 amino acids. Gene Ontology annotation, molecular function: L-aspartate:2-oxoglutarate transaminase activity; pyridoxal phosphate binding. The record is from RefSeq and is a predicted model, not a curated record.
AGAUGCCUUAGUAGCCCUUUUCCCCUUACACGUACCUAAUAUUUGUGCUCAAAAUUCGAAAUUCUCGUCUUUUUUAGUCUUUUGUCAUCGACGAUGAGUGUGAUCUUAGGUCUCGGCCAAACUCUUUUGCCCCUGACUUUUAGCCAAUUUUCCAGCCGCAGUAGUACGAAGUUCGCGCCUUUCGCUUGUCUGAAGGCCGUCCAGCCCUCCGAGUCAGAGAUCCUGGAACAAGAAUACCGGCUAGAUGGAUCCACAGAGAAGCUUAACCUUGCCCCGGAUAUCUUCCGAAACGAGCUGGGGCGACCGAAUGUCUUUUCAACGAUUCGAAGGGCGGAGAUAAUCCUCUGUUGUGAUGAUUCCCUGUCACGUGAACCGCUCCCGCCACUCGGAAAUCUCGAAUUCUUGCAGGCAACUACCGAGAUGGUCUUGGGCAAGAGUUCGCCAGCCGAGGUUCAGAAUCGGGUAAUUGGUAUCCAGACGAAGAGCAGCCACGAGGCUCUGGUGCUGGCUGCAAAAUUUCUUCGCCGCAAACUGAAUCUGGAGGUCUGUCUCCUAGCGCGCCCUUGUAAUGCUGAAUACUGGAACAUAUUUCGAAGAGCUGGAUUCAACUGUCAGAGCUACCAGUACUACAGCGACGUUAAGGGACAACUGAACAUCUACGGACUGGUGGCCGAUCUGAUGGCGGCCCCGGAGGGAGCAGUUGUCAUCCUGGACGGCUGCGCCCACAAUCCCACCGGAACGGAUCCCUCUGUCGACGAGUGGCAGCUGAUCGGGCACAUUGUCAAGUGCAAGAAGAUGCUUCCGGUGAUCCAUCUGGAGGCAGCCGGAUUGGCCAGCGGCGACGUCAACCAAGACGCCUGGCCAGUCCGCCAUUUUGCGGAGACAGGCGUGGACUUCCUGUGCGCCCAAUCAUUUGACAAGAAUUUCGGACUCUACAAUGAUACCAUUGGACAGCUAAUGAUUGUGCUUGCGAAUGCCGAGCAUUACAACAAAACUAAACAAAACUUUGAAGAACUAAUAUCAGAGAAGAAUGUCGAUAGCUCAGCCGUCUCGUCCAGUCGAAUUGUAGCUAAAGUACUCAACUGCAGGGAAAUGCGCAACAAUUGGUCGGAAAAUCUAUUGGAAAUGCACAAGAGAAUUCAAAAGAUUCGGUUACAACUGACCGACAAACUUAUCGAACUGAAAACCCCCGGGCAUUGGAGAAACUUGAAGGCUCAGAAAGGACAUUAUAUGUACUCGGGACUGUCACGCCCUCACAUUCAAGAACUAAAACGCAAACAUAUAUACAUUCCAAAAUCUGGGAGAAUAAAUUUAAGUACAAUAGAACCAAACCGGGUGGCACAUUUAGCCGAAACCAUUAAUGAUGUGUUGCAAGAAACGAGAAACCAAAAUUCGUUAGAUGCUUUAUUUUCAUGUGAUCACAUUGAUGCCAUGUAUCAAUACUUUCAAUCUGUUUAAAUAUAAAUAAAACGAAAAAACACAA